This is a messenger RNA of Ceratitis capitata (Mediterranean fruit fly), 7059 nucleotides long. RefSeq lists its product as uncharacterized. The transcript has 14 exons. Lineage: Eukaryota; Metazoa; Arthropoda; Insecta; Diptera; Tephritidae. Gene Ontology annotation, biological process: cellular response to hormone stimulus; positive regulation of transcription by RNA polymerase II. Gene Ontology annotation, molecular function: nuclear receptor binding; protein dimerization activity. The coding region runs from base 585 to 6881 and encodes 2098 amino acids. The record is from RefSeq and is a predicted model, not a curated record. Gene Ontology annotation, cellular component: nucleus.
AUAUAGUAUAUGUAUGUUCAUAAGUCCCAUUGAAAUAUGCUCUCGGCAACCAUUUUUAGUUCGAGUUUGUAUUUCGUUGGACACUGUUGGUAGGUGUUAUAUUGUGACGCGAACUACGCGACUUUCUUAUACCUCAUCUCUCACAAGAAAAUCCGAAAAGAAUAAUAUGGAAAAGAAAAAAAAAUAAAAGGAACCUACAUAUGUGCUCAAAUAAAACAAAAAUUAUGAAAUUACUUUACACAUUUAUAUUUAAUUGUUAUUAGUGCGAACAGACAAACAAAAAUAUUGAUUAAUGCAAAAUCAUUGAAAUACGAGCAAUUAAUAAUCAUACAUACGUAGGUGGUACAAAUUGUACAAAAUAGAGUUACAAAUAAAUAUAUGUGCAUUUAACACAUAAAAAAAGGCUACAAAAAAAAAAAAUAAACUCGGUAAACUUAUAUAUUGCUUAUACAGAACAUUUUUUUCGGUUCGACUGUAAUCUCUACAUUACAAGAUAUUGAUUAUUUGAAAAGGGUUAUAAUCAUAAUCUUGUGGGAAAAGCAGAGGAGGGGACAUCUAGGUUGCAGCUAACAGAUGAGCCCCACAUGUCAAUUGCUGCCGCCGAAAAUGCAGGGCUUGGCCCAUGUGAUUUACCUGAUCCUUGGACACAAAACUCCAAUAAUAACAACAAUAGCGCUAGUAUUGUUGUCAAUAGCAAAUCAUUUUCAUCAGUUGCAACACCUUCGCCAAGUACGGCAGUUUCACAUACUAUUAACAACAACAACAGUUGCUCUAAUAGUGGACUCUUCAAGAACGAUAGUACAACAACAACUGCCAAGUCAUCGACAGCUGCUACCUGCUUUUCAACAGCAUCAUCUGAAAGAUCAAGUACCAAAACUACUGACAAUCUCAUAUAUAGGGUGCCCCUUACAUCGGCGGCUGCUGGGACAGCCUCCGUUACAGAUUCAACAGCGGCCAUUGGCAGCGUGGUAACGGCCCCACGUGCUGGUGGUAUUGUACCUGCACUAACAAAGGGCGCUCAUCUUAGCCGUUACGCUAUCGGUGGUGGUGGAGGAGGUAUCGAAACUGGCUUUUUAUCAUCAGUUGUUGGUGGGGAUAGCAUUGGUAAUUUUUCAACACAAGCAACUACCACAAACUUUCAAAUAAAAAACGUCAACAAUAAUAUAAAUAAUAACAGUGUCGCCGGUACUGGAAGCCAAACGUUUACCUUACAGCAGCAGCAGCUACAAUUGCAGCAACACAGCUUAGCGUUGCAUAACAAGAAUAACCUCAAUAUUAGCAUAAACAAUAACAACAGCACAUUAGUAAAUAAUAUCAAGAACAACAACAGCAUCAACAACAAUAAUAAUAAUAUUAAUUUAAUAUUGCGACAAAAGUCUGCCGCAACUGUCAGUUUAGCAACGCCAAUACAAAACUCUUUCACUAUGAAUGCGGUAGCGUCACCGAUCUCAAACAAUCCAUCGACACCGACUCGUAAAAUUAGACGAAAAACUGAUCCGAAAGCAAAUUUGCCACAAUCGCAGAUUAAUAAAUGUAACAAUGAGAAACGGCGUCGGGAAUUGGAAAAUAAUUAUAUCGAGCAAUUGUCCGAAUUUCUACAACUCAACAAACGUGGGGAUAUGAGCCCUACGAAACCAGACAAGGCGGCUAUAUUAAAUCAAGUUGUGAAAACGUAUCGGGAGUUUUGCGACAAAGGUCAGAACCGUGAUAUUUCCUCUUCAACAUCCGCAAGUGUUUCUUCAGCCAUUAAUGCGGCACCUUCUAAUAAUAACAAUAACAAUAGUAGUACACACUCUGCUACAACUCCUAAAAUUAACAUCAAAAAUAGUGCGACCUCAACUCGUUGCACACGUUGUGCAACCGACAAUUGCUCCAUACAUCCUGUACAACAGGGUGACGUUUCAUCAACCGAACCACCACUGCCGGAAUCGUCGCUGCUUAACGGUCAGGUUCCAGAAAUAUCUGCCUACUUUGAGGCGUUGGAACAUUAUCUUUCCUCCGUUGAUUGGGUACUCCUGCAGGUAACAGCGGAUGGCAUAAUUGAAUCGUGUACUCAGAAUAUACGUGAACUUAUCGGUUAUGAGAAGCAAGAAUUAUGUCGCAAACCACUUUAUGAGUAUCUGCAUUCUAGCGAUCAUGCGAAAUUGGAUCCAAUUAUAAAUAAUGUCACGUAUGGAUGUACGGGGAAAACACUUGGCGGUGACAUUGGUUGUGCUAGUGGUAGUCAAAGUGGUUGGGCAGAUUUAGAAGAUGGAAAUAGUGGCAACAGCUCUCAAAACUCAGCAAUUUCAUUAGGUCCAGGUGGCCUUAAAACAAAGCGCAACAUAGCAGCUAAAGUGCGAAUGCUGGUCAAAGAUUUGCGUUCGUCAACGCAGACAUCAACGCAGAGUGGUUCUAUGACGCCCCACAUUGAUGGUUUGGAUCAAAAAACUAUUGGACAACACGCACAACCUGAAAAAUAUGAAGAAGUUAUGUUAUUAGCCACACCGAUGAAAGACGACGGUGAUUCAACGUCUUCUAUAUUAUGUUUAAUUACUCGACCAGAAGACGAGCCAACGAUGCAACAAGUGCAACCUCAGGCCAUUGAACAUUUAACGUUUAAACUCGACGUACAUGGCAAGAUACUCAAUUUGGAUGCUACUGCACUUAGGGAACCAUAUCGUCAACAUUUGAGUAACUGGCUGGGUCGACUUUUACAAGAUCUUUGUCACCCACAAGAUUUAAAUGCUUUGAAGUCACACUUGCGCGAGGUGCAGGAGUCAGCUGCAUCGGUGCACUUGAUGAAUUCACCAUCCACACAGUCACCAGGUGGAACUCCUGCUACACUCAUAAAUCCCCCCAUUGCGAAUGUGAUGUCGCGUCCGUUCAGAUUACGUCUGGGCACACCUGAUGUUUAUGUUCAUGUGAAGGCGAAUUCCCGACUUUUUCUUAAUCAAUCGCAAACUGAGGGUGAUUACAUCAUGUCCCUACAGACUGUUCUUAAUUCAGAUAACAAUACGAGUAAUGCUAACACCAUGGGCGGAUUGAACAUCGGAAGCAGUGAUAUAAUUGCAUCUGGUGGUAUGUCCACCAUGUCUCCUACUCCCUCACUUGUAUCUCCACUUUCGCUACCAUUAGACGCACUUGUGAAUAAUAAUUCGUCGUGCUCAUCAUCGUCAGUUACCGCUUUAGGAGGAGUCGGUAGCGGUUCACAUUUACUGGGUGGAUUGGUUGGUGGCGGCGGUAUGCCACCGCAUACCACACAAACAACCAACGUUGGUGGGCCACUAAUGACAUCGGCAGUUAUAAAUGGUACAGGAAGUAGUAAUCAACGUACUAAUUCAGCGCCAGCGUCAUCUGCAACAACUUCGAAUAAUUCCACUCUUGUUAAUUCGUUUACUGCGUCGCCUGCUGGCACUGAAGCAGGUAUAUUUUAUAGCGCCGAUCCUUUUGAUUUUGACUUGGCACAUUCCAGUUUUGAAAUGGACGCCACAGGCUGGACAGAUUCGCGUCCCAAUUCUCGCGCCUCUGUCACCACUCCAGUCAGCACACCGCGACCACCUUCAACGGGUCAUGGUUUCAGUCCAGCUGUAUGUGCUUCACCAUCAACACCGUAUCAACUAUCAUCACAUUCAGCUGCGAGCUUGCCUUCUCCACAAUCUAAUGCGAGUCAGCCAUCGUCAGCCGGUCCAGGGAGUAGUGGCACACCUUUUGGUUUUGGAUUUCCAGUGUUUGAUACAAGUGAUAAAAAUAUCGACAAAGAACAUAUGACCACUAGUGUUAACAGCAAUAGUAGUUUGAGUGCUAACAACCCAAUACCUCAGGGUGGUUCCAGUAAUACGAUGAGUGGUACUGGAAACUUAUCAAAUGGUGGACCGCCAUUAUUGACAACAGUUGGUGGUGGAAUGUGUCAACCACAUGCGCAAAACACUGCACCCCAACCUGAAUCAGAGCGUUUGCGACAUUUGUUGACGAAUAAAUCGCAUUCAAUGCCCUCGGCUGUGCACCCGGUGGAUGGUGAUAAAGAUCAUAUGAACAUACGCCAUAAGUUUUACAAUCAGGGUCUACUCAAUUCCGAUGAAGAUAAGGAUGGUGGAGGCUCCGGCGGUAGCAACAGGGGUUCCACCGGCAUGUUUAAAAUGGGCACUGCUGGUCUAACGGCCCCGCGCCUGUUUGGCGGUGGGGCAUUGCCAAAAUCAGCAAACUCCAGCAAUCCCAUGUUACUGUCGCUACUUAACGAGAAAUCGGAGGAUGAUGAUGGAAAAGGCACUUUGCUUGGCCGUCAAAGUGAAUUAAUGCGACAACUACAAAAAGAGGAUGGUCACUACGGCCAUUCACACGGACAUGGUCAUGGCACACAUCAUUCCAAAGACAUGUCGCAAGAAGAUUUACUUAAGAGUUUAAAAUACCAAGGAGACCCAACAACACGCAAGCGUUCGCUCAAUGAACCUGAUGAUGGCAUAUCAGCAAAGCGCGACACCGAUCGGCCAUCUAAAUUGCGUGAAAGUAAUAAAAUGCUUGCUUCGCUUCUGGAAAAUCCACCAAAGAAUCCCAUAGCUACUGUGCCUCCUCAAGUGAAGACGAUUCCCGAUAUAGCGCCCUCAACAAGUCGAGUUAACUCAGCUCUCGGUGGCAUGUGUGUUUCGGCACCUAACAACCUUGGAAAUAUUACUGCGAAAAGCUCUUCGAUUACAACGACCACUGCAGCGAGUGCUAAUAGUGCUGUUGUUGGCGGAGGCCGCAGCAGUAGCAUGCGUAAACAAUUUUCCGAUGCCUACCUCACACUACAGCAACAACAACAACAACAACAACAUCUCCAACAACAACAACAACAACACUGUGUAGGCAGUAUGCAACGUCUUUCUCAGCAGCAGCCGGUACAACAUUCACAGUCGCAAAUAAAUUUUUCAUCACCUGACGUUUUUGGAACAUCUACACACAAUACCACAGCUACCUCAGGUACAACCGUAGUAACCGCGUCAAUUGUUACAUCCAAUACGAACUCUCAAUUGAUGGGGUUUAGCGGUGCCGAUGGCGAUUCAGAAUUAUCGAAGAUUUUAGAUAUCGUUAUGGAUUACGUUUCCGAUGAUGGACCAUUUGUAUCAACGCCAACUCCCACUGCCACGUCUGGUCUAACCCAGCAAGAAAUCAAUGAACGCAUGGCUAUCAAUGCCAUACAGAAUUCUUUGAUGGUUGAAACGUCGCAACUCCAACAGCAGCAGCAACAUCAGCAACAGACCCAACCACCGGCCUAUCCCGGCAAUAUGAUGAGCAGUAGUGGCGGAGGCAGCUUAACUGGAUUGACACAGCAACAACAACAGCAGCAGUUACAGUUACAAUUGCAAAUGCUGCAAAGGCAGCAAGCAUCUAUGGGAGGUAAUCAACAACCGUCACAGGUGCAGCAAAUGCUAGAAGUACUACGAGUGAACGCCAAUCAGGGUUUUCAACGUCCACCCCCAAUGUACCCAGCGGCGCGUAAUCGAGGUCCAAUGAAUGCUGUUACAACGCCUGGGGGCAAUGUCUUACCGGCUCAUCAACAGUAUCGUAUUCGUCAACAGCAGCAACAACAACAACAGCAGAAGGAAAGACUAUUGCAGCAACAACAAAAGCAACAGCUUUUAGUGCCAGAGAGUGCAACUGCGCGCACGGAUCAAAUGUGUCUAAAUCCAAAUAUAAACAACAUCGGUUCGCUCUUGAAUAACACUGUCGCGCCAAAUGUUGCCCUUUCUCGUACGAAUUUACCUUCCGAUUCACAACUGAGUCCGAGUUUUACACAGAGUUUACUACAACAACAGCAGCAGUUAAGUCCAAAUCAGCGUAAUGCGUCAUUCAGUCCGCAAUCGAAUCCAGGUUAUGCAGCGCAAUUCUCCCAAAGCGGGCAACGCCUCUCACCUCAGCAGCAGCAGCAUCUUUCACAACAACAGCAACAAGUAAGUGCGCAGCAGCAACAACAACAAAUGGCAUUUCAGGCUGUCCAAACGGCAAAUAAUAACGCUGCAUCACAGCUUUCACCGCGUCAACCAAAUUUCGGUGGCGGUCCUGGUAGUGUGCAAUCUCCCGGAGGAAUGUCGACCACAUCGCCACAGCAAUGGGGAAGUGGUGGAAAUACCAAUGCCCAAAACUCGCAACUGAGCGGUAAUAUGGCGACACAACGUGGCCACUCUUUACAGCAACACAAUCCUAUGUUAAGCGCUCAGUUACAACAGGGUGUGAGUCCAUAUUCCGCGCGCUCGUAUCAAAAUCAGAGACGAGGCCUCAACUCCCCUGGUGGAGGUGGUGUUCCUGGAAACGCUGUAGGGAGUGCUAUUGGUUCAAGUGUCAGUUUACAGCGACAAAACUCAUUUCAGGGAGGUGAACCGAUGGGUUUUGGCGGUGCAUCGAGUUCUCCAUCUCCUCAAUCGCCCUAUGGUGGACCUCCCUCAAACGUAUUUCAACAGCAACAAAUGCAACGUAUGCAACGCCAAAGUAGUGUGCCCCAAGCUACACAACAUUUACCAGCAGGCAACGCAUCGAAUUCGUCUGAUUUUGUCAAACAAGAGUUACGAGCUGUAGUUAGCGUACGUGCUCAACAAGCAGCGGCAGCUGGAGGGGCCGGUAUGUCUACUGGUGGCAACGGAGUUUCAGGCGGGGGUGGUGGUAAUGUUGGUUCUGGCGGUCUGCGUGUGAGUUCCACGCCGCAGAGUCCACUGAAUAGUGCACAACAGGGAUCUAUGAGCGGUGUUGGAGCUGGAGGGAUGAGUAGUGCGAAUCCGCUUGGCAUGCAGCAACAGCAGGCUGGUGCCUUAGGCCCUGGAGGAGGAAAUACUACUGGUCCAAAUUCGCUGCUCAAUACUCCACCUGAUCCUUCAAUGAAUUUUAAUUUCGAUACACAAGAUUUUUUUGGUAAUAAUCCUACAAGGUGACCAUAAAAUGCCUGAAAGAUUCGAAGUCCCCUUAAUGACCGUAGACAACACAAUAAUGAAAGGAUGAUACGAAUAUAGACAAAGCGUAACAUAUGAAAAAAAUAUGUAUAUAAUUGAAAACAUGAUACUUUUACGCUAAACUUUCGUAAAUUAAAAAAGUCUUUAUUUUGUUUCGAAA